Messenger RNA from Cuscuta epithymum, 1825 nucleotides. NCBI's taxonomy places the organism in Eukaryota, Viridiplantae, Streptophyta, Magnoliopsida, Solanales, Convolvulaceae. The record is from the annotation of a GenBank genome assembly.
GGAGCAUCAAAUGUUUGACUCGCUGUUGCCCACCUCCAAAUCGGCUCUAUUUUAAUCGUCUCUGGCCUCCGUUAAAUCCCCUCUUCUCUCACAAUUCCUUUUCCUUUCUUAUCUCUUUGACCAAAAUAGUCUCAGAGAUCUUUAGAGCUUUUCUGAUUGGUAAAUGGUCAGGAAAUAGUUGACUUAAUGGCCGUGGAGUUAAUGUCCGGUUACGGAACCACCGUCUUCGGCGCAAAGAUGGAGGACGACGCCGUUCAAGAGGCGGCAGCCGCCGGGAUGCAGAGCGUUGAGAAUCUAAUCAGGCUGCUCUCUCAAUCCCGCCACCAAAAUACUUGCUUUUCGUCCGCCGUGGAACCCUCCGCCGAUUACCAAGCCGUGGCGGACGCCGCCGUGGGUAAGUUCAAAAAGUUCAUUUCUUUGCUUGAUCGGAACCGGACCGGCCACGCCCGGUUCCGGAAGGGCCCGAUUUGUAACACCGCGAACACGGCUCCGCGACACACGAAGAAAACGGAUCCUCAGCCGGAACCCGAAGUUUCGGGUCGGUUCCGGGUUACUGAGAGCUCCGAGAAGCCGCAAACCGGUGGCCAGAAGAUGUUUACCCCGUCGCAGAUUCAACUAUUGCCGCCGCUUCCGCACAACCACCACCAAACACCGAAGGUUGUGCCCGCGGCGUCGGAACGGAAAGAGCCGUCUUCCACCAUCAACUUCGCCGCCUCUCCGGCGUCAUCGGUGCCGAGUUCUUUCAUGUCGUCGUUGACCGGAGAUACAGAGAGCUUCCAGUGGACUAAUCUCUCGAGCAUGUCGUCGGCCGGUAGGCCCCCGCUGUCUACGUCGUCGUUUAAGCGGAAGUGCCAUUCGAUGGACGAUUCUGCCCUCAAGUGCGCUAGUGGGGGUGGGUCCGGAUCAGGACGUUGCCACUGCCCGAAGAAAAGGUAAAGUCAACGCCAAGAAAGCAUUUAAAUUGACUUUUAAUAGUAUUAAUUGCCCUAUAUUAAUUGCAUUGACUAUUAAUCUGACACGUUCAUUUGAUCUUAAUCAGGAAAUCAAAGGUCCUAAGAGUGGUAAGAAUACCGGCAAUCAGCAUGAAGUUGGCUGAUAUUCCGCCGGAUGAUUUUUCAUGGAGAAAGUAUGGCCAAAAGCCCAUCAAGGGUUCCCCUCACCCUAGGGGUUAUUACAAGUGUAGUAGCGUACGAGGAUGUCCAGCGAAGAAGCAUGUGGAACGAGCUUUGGAUGAUCCAACGAUGUUAAUCGUAACCUACGAAGGAGAUCACAACCACUCACAGUCAAUCACAGACACUCCCGCUUCUCUGAUCCUCGAGUCAUCCUAGCCGUCGGCUGAAUCGAUCGAACGGCGCAGAGAGGGGACGAGGAGCAAAAAAGGUCUAAGCCUGAGUGGAAAAAUCAACACCGUCCACGUUUUGGACGGAAGAGGACAAGGAGAGUUGGGCAGUUGGUCAACGCUGGGUGCAUUAUUAUUAGGUUCCCAUAUGAUUUGUUCUCUCCGUUUAUUCGCCGUUGAAAAAGAUUAUUAAUUUGAAAAAGAAAAUGCACAAGUGGGGGUGGAUUUUGGUUGGAAUUGAAUCAUUGAGAGAAGUGGGACUUUUGGGUACUGUGUGCUUUCACAACCAUACGUGUCGUUUGUCUUCUUUAAUGAAAAUAUAUUGUUUUAUGAAUGUGUGACCCCUUUAUUUAGGAAUAAUUGUUUUUUAUUAACGGAAAUCGUUUUGACAAGCACAAUGACCAUUAAUCAACUACCCCUCUCCUUCUGAGAGAUUGUCAUGAUACGUUUUGAUCUAAUAUAAAAUAAUGUUAUCAGGUUUAUCAC